AAAUGAGCGCACGUUUCGAGAUCAAGCGACGAUGAGUGGGGCGGGCCUAAAGAAACUGGUGGAAACAGUUUUUUUCUAAAAAUGGAACACAGCAAAACACUGAACAGGAAGUAUUAACCGUGAUGCUGUGAUUAUUUAGUGGUUAAUAACUUUACAUUUUAAGCAAAAAUGAGACUCAGGUCUCAGAGAACCAUCGCGGCCUACACAGAGACGCCGAGGAAAACCCGCACGCCGUCCAGUAACAAAGCAACACCGAAACGAACGCGGCUAUCGGUGCCAGAAAGUCCAUUCGAAGACGAGGUUGAAGAGUCGCCCGACGCUGGAGACAUUCCCACAAUGACGAGGCGAUUGCUGCCUCGUGGUCGGCCAAGAAAAAGAGCCAUUGCUGUGGAUGACAAAGAAGCAGAUUCAGCCUUCAAGACUCCGACCAGGCCUAUUUUGCGACAUGAUCACAUCCUGUCUGAGAUCGCCGCGGUUUCUCCUCCUAACUCCACAGCCAGGAAGAUCUACACACCCAUUGCACGAUUCCUCACACCCAGCAAAGAGAACUGCAAGAGCACAGGAAACAAUGUGUUGAUGAGCCCAGAGCAAGGCGUCUUUGGUUAUGGCUCCAUUGACCUACUAGUGGGAGACGAGGACGACCACAUCUUCAGUCCCUUCACUUUCAUUAAGAACCUGCCAUCACAGUCCCAGUACUCCCAGCCUAGAGUUCCUGACAUCCCCCCGAAGACCAGGAGCACCCCUGAGGCCACACUUGUGGUAGACCUGGAGGAAACCCUGAUGUUCAGCUCUCUGAAUAUGAUUGACAACGCGGAAUACACCUUCUACACUGCGUUCCAGCAUAAUCAGUACAAGGUUUACGUGAUCCUGCGGCCACAUGUGAAGGAGUUUCUGCAGUCCAUGGCGAAAGUAUAUGAGCUCUUUGUUUACACAUGUGCAAAGAAGGACUACGCCGAGAAGAUUCUAGACAUCCUGGACCCUCAGAGGAAGCUCUUUCGUCACCGUCUAUAUCGGGAUGAGUGCGCCUGUGUCCUCGGCCACUACAUCAGAGAUCUCAGCAUCCUCGGGAGGGAUCCGACUAAGAUCGUGGUUCUGGACAACGCACCUCACACAUACCCCUAUCAUUUGAUGAAUACUCUCCCCAUCAAGAGCUGGUCUGGCGAGUCAGAGGACAGAGAACUCCAGAAGAUCAUCCCCUACAUGGAGAAGCUGUCUACAGCGGAGGAUUUUCGGGAGGUUCUGAAGAAGAGGAAGGAUCACUUCCACCGGCUGCUGUCAGAGGACUGACAUGACCAAACCCCCACUCGACCCCCCCCAAAUCCACUUACCCAACCUACCGCUUUAACAAAACCUACUGCACUCUCGCAGCUUAUAUUUGCGUUUUUCACGCACACCUCCUGGUGACUUUAAAGGGCAUCACCUCGCUAUUUCAAACAUGCUGCUGCACUGUAAAGCACCCCCCCCCAAAAAAAAACAUUUCCCAAGUCUCAUUCCAUAGGGCAAAUACACCCCGAGCUUGUAGAUACUUCUUUUAAUUUAUUAACUAUAUCGCAAAUCACCUAUGGUAUCUGAUUUAUUUUUAGAUGCAGUUUUAAUGCAAUAAAACAACCCUAAUAAUGGGAAUUAUUACAA
Doryrhamphus excisus (bluestripe pipefish) is the source of this 1632-nucleotide messenger RNA. It is a transcript of the gene ctdspl3, whose product is annotated as CTD (carboxy-terminal domain, RNA polymerase II, polypeptide A) small phosphatase like 3. NCBI's taxonomy places the organism in Eukaryota, Metazoa, Chordata, Actinopteri, Syngnathiformes, Syngnathidae. Gene Ontology annotation, molecular function: phosphatase activity. The record is from RefSeq and is a predicted model, not a curated record.